This is a messenger RNA of Penicillium lagena, 636 nucleotides long. RefSeq names its product 40S ribosomal protein uS7. The coding region runs from base 1 to 636 and encodes 211 amino acids. Gene Ontology annotation, biological process: translation; ribosomal small subunit assembly. The transcript is spliced from 4 exons. Lineage: Eukaryota; Fungi; Ascomycota; Eurotiomycetes; Eurotiales; Aspergillaceae. Gene Ontology annotation, cellular component: ribosome; cytosolic small ribosomal subunit. Gene Ontology annotation, molecular function: rRNA binding; mRNA binding; structural constituent of ribosome. The record is from RefSeq and is a predicted model, not a curated record.
AUGUCUGACAACGGGGAUGUCGAGGUUGCGACCUACUCGGUCCUGCCCAAGGAGGUUCUGGCCGAGCAGGGUCAGGUCAAGCUGUUCAACAAGUGGAGCUACGAGGACGUCGAGGUCCGCGACAUUUCGUUGACUGACUACGUGAACAUUCGCCAGCCCGUCUACCUCUCCCACUCUGCCGGUCGCUAUGCCGCCAAGCGUUUCCGCAAGGGCAGCUGCCCCAUCAUCGAGCGCCUUACCAACUCGAUGAUGAUGAACGGCCGCAACAACGGCAAGAAGCUCAUGGCUACCCGCAUUGUGGCUCACGCUUUCGAGAUCAUCCACAUCAUGACCGACCAGAACCCCCUCCAGGUCGCCGUCGACGCCAUCGUCAACUGCGGUCCCCGUGAGGACAGCACCCGUAUUGGUUCCGCCGGUACCGUCCGUCGCCAGGCCGUCGAUGUGUCCCCCCUGCGCCGUGUCAACCAGUCCAUCGCCCUCCUGACCAUCGGUGCCCGCGAGGCCUCCUUCCGCAACAUCAAGAGCAUCGCUGAGUGCCUUGCUGAGGAGCUGAUCAACGCCGCCAAGGGCAGCUCCAACUCGUACGCCAUCAAGAAGAAGGACGAGCUGGAGCGUGUUGCCAAGAGCAACCGGUAA